Molecule: messenger RNA, 6706 nt
Organism: Leptopilina boulardi
Lineage: Eukaryota; Metazoa; Arthropoda; Insecta; Hymenoptera; Figitidae
Gene: IntS1
Product: integrator complex subunit 1
Exons: 14
Coding region: 405-6626 (2073 amino acids)
Biological process (GO): U2 snRNA 3'-end processing
Cellular component (GO): integrator complex
Source: RefSeq, a predicted model, not a curated record
UCACUGUGCAUCAACCCAUAAAAUAUCAUCCACCCUCACACGAACAAUAACAAUAUUUUAUUUUUUUUAAUUUAUUCGAUAAAUUUUUAUAGUUUUAGAAAUAAAAGUGAGUGAAAAGUAGUUUUCAAUGACAGUAAUAAUCCAGAAAUAUCAGUUUGGUCGUGCAAAACUUACAUUAUUCCUAUUUUGACGUGUGUUAUUUACAUUUGAUUAAGUGUAUAUUGUUUUAUAAUAGUUUAUAUUAUUUUUUUAAAUCUUAAUUAUAGAAAAAAGUAGUUCUACUUUAUAUUUGUGAACGCUAACGGACUGUAUAAUGUCAAAAUUAAAAAGAUUUAACUCAUAUAACAUGUUAUUGUGUUAAAGAGGAGAUAGUUAGGGAUAAUUAAAAAAAAAAAAAAAAAAAAAUGGAGCGUGGCAAGACAGGAACCGGACGAGGAGCGAAAAAUAAAAUCGCUCAACUUCCAUCGGAUUUAUUUGCUCUUGGCUCCAAAGGCGGUCGAAAUGAAAGUUCUGACUCCAAAAGACCUGGUGUUAUUCAUGGAAAAUCCGUUCCAAGUAGUUCAAGUUCCAGUUCAGAUCGUAAAAAAGAAGCACCAUCAGGCUCCUUACAAUCAAUGAUACCAGCAAAAAAGGCAAAAUUAUCAACACACGUUACACAUUCACGACCACCAACUUCAAGUGCAGAAGCAUGGGAGGUUGUUGCAAUUGAAUGUGAUCCACCGGAUUUAGUGCCAAUGGUACUUGAAGCAAAUGACAAUGAUGAAGGCGACAAAGUUAUUGGCUUAAUUUGCGGUGCAAUUAGAACUUUAAAAAAUCAACGAUGGAAACCAGAUACAUUACUCUAUAUGGGAUUGAUGUAUUUAGCAAAAAUACGUUCCUCCAUUUUUUCCAACGAUUGUAUAUUACACGCACUAUCGUCAUUAUUAAAACGAGAUCAAAGUCUUAAUUUUAAAAGUAAAGGCAAUCCACUUGUUUCUGUGCUUGCUGCCAAUUUAUUAAUGCGUGGAUUUUAUGAUAAAAAAAAUUGGCCCGAAGUCUUUGUGAAGCUCUACAUUGAUGAUGCACUUGGCGAUCGAGUUUGGAUAGACAAUGAAGAAUGUAAAGGAUUUGUUGAUAAUAUUUUAACUGGUUUUAAUACGAGAAUUCCACCAAAAAGUGCAUUGCAACUUGAAUUAAAUUUAUUAAAUCCAAGAGAUAGUCACAGUCCAACUGCAACUGAGGAUGACGAUAAUGGAAUAUCGUCCCUUCAUUUACCGGGUGAUAAAGAGAAAAAUGAAUUUUCAGUAAGUCCAAGAUAUGCUCAUUGUAUUGAUAAUAUUGAACAAAUUGUUCUCGAUGUUGUUAAAGAACAAUUAAAUCGUCGACAAUUAGAUUCAAUAACAAGAAAUUUUCUCAAACUACUCUCAUCAACUUGUGGUUUUGUUGAAAUUCGUAAUAUUGUUGUCUCAAGACUCGAAAUGUGGAUGCAUAAUCCAAAAAUAUUGAAACCAGCACAAGAAUUAUUGGUUUAUGUUUGUUACAAUUGUAUUUCACAUACGCAACGUGAUGUUGAAAUUAUUAGUCAACUGGUAAAAAUGAGACUGAAAAGUAAAAGUGUAAUUAAUCUUUAUCUAAAUGGUGUGAAAGAAAUGAUUGGUUUACAUCCAGAGAAUUUAUCAACAAUAAUGAAACACACAAUUUAUAAUGAAUUAUCAACAUCAAGAAAUCCAAAUAAUAUGCCAGUUUUGGGUGUAAUGUUUCAAUCGACGCCAGAAGCAUCGGCAAAAUUACUUGCCGAAAUAUUUCAAGAUUUAUUAAUGAAUCGUGAUGAUUAUUUACGUCCAUUACGAUCAUUAUUGAGAGAAAUAAUGCGUGUAUGUCGACAAGAUUUAAAUCUUAUUCCAUUUGCCAAACAACUUAUGAUUGAGAGACAGGAUUUGGUACAGCAAAUAAGAGUUUUUGAAUUUAAAGAUCGUGUUUUUAUGUCAAUAAUGGAUUUACUUUGUGUUUGUAUGCUAUUGGGAAUUAGUCCUCAAGUAAAAGAAGUUGCCGUUCAAGUUCAAAGGGGCGAUAAAAAAGAUAUUGCAGUACUUCAUCAAUUUCAUAAACUUGUUGCAACUAUUCAACAUGAGGCUGUUGUUUGGCUUCACACAACAGCGCCAAAAAUGUUUGGAAUUGGUAAAGAAAGUUUAUUGCAUUCUCUUCAAAAAAUUUUACUACUUGAAUCUCCCGAACAAUAUUAUAAAUUGGACAACUGGCCACCAGAAACGGACAGAAUAUUUUAUAUGAGACUCGUUUCUGAGAUUCCUCUAAUGCAGUGUACUUUAUUGAAACUUUUAUUAAUUGGACUCUCAAAAGAGAAUGGAAACAUUCAUAUGGAGACAUUGGAUUUGGUUGAUCAACUUGUUCGCCGAGCAGCUGCAAAUUCAAACGAAAGUCUUCCAACUUUAGAAGCAGAUAAUAUUAAUAUUAUUGAUUUGAUUUUUAAUCACUGUACAUAUCAAGCACCAGAAUCGAUCAGUAUUCCCGUUGGAUAUCAGCCACCAUCAUUAGCGAUAUCAAAUCUUUACUGGAAAGGAUGGACAAUUCUUUUAAUACUCGCAGCUCAUAAUCCUCAAUCAAUUGGAGGAGAAGCAUGGAACGAAUAUCCGAUUCUUCGUAUUUUAAUGGAAAUGUGCAUUACUAAUCACUUUUCGUAUCCACCACCAACAAUGGCUCUACCGGAAGUAAUAGAGCAAGAACGAUCAAAAGAAUUGCAAGUGGAAGCACUGGAGAAGCAAGAAAUUCUUGAAUAUGAAGCACAUUUGGCAGCGGCAACAAAUAGAAUGCAAAUAUCGGAACAAACAAGUUUACUUCUUCCACAAUUAAUAACAAUGGAUCCAAAAGGUAUUGCAAGAAAGCCACCACCAAUUGUUCUUGAACAAAUUCAAACAUUAAACACAACACAUCGUCUUGGACAUUUAUUGUGUCGUUCAAGAAAGCCAGAUUUUCUUUUGGAUAUUAUUCAACGACAACAGCAAAGUUCUUCUCAAAGUAUGCCAUGGCUUGCUGAUUUAGUUCAAAAUAGUGAAGGUUCAUUAAGUCAAUUACCAGUUCAAUGUCUUUGUGAAUUUCUUUUAUCAUCGAGUACACAAAAUGUGGAAAAACAAGCACGACAACAACAAUUACUUGCACAUCUUCAAACACUUUUAACUGAUGUUAAUGAAGAUCAACAACAUGCUUACGAAGUUUUGGAAUACUUUCUAAGAAGAUUGAGCAGUCAACAAACCAGUAGUCGAAUUCAAGCGAUUACUGGCUUAAAAAUGGUAUUGGACUCGAUUCCAUUGGAUGAGGAGCAAAUGGACAUUGACGGAAGAUCCGAUAAUGAAGUUUGGCUUCUCAGAAAAUUGCCAUCGAUUCCACAUUUUACGGCAGUUCGAUCUCUUGUAUCAACAGCAUUACGAGGUGCAUGUCAAGUGGAAAAUAAUCCUGAACUUGUGAGAGUUUACAUUCUCUAUUUAGCGGGACAUACCGUUGAAGAUGAACUUCCUGAAUUAAUAAAUUUAGCGAAUGAAAUUUCUCAACUUGUUGUUGAACGAAGUACAAUUGUUGCUGCAAUUCUUCCACAAUUUGAUAAUGAUAACGCUCAAACCAGGCAAACGCUUCACGCAUUUAUGGAUAUAUUUUGUAAUUAUUUACAAAAAGCUAGAGAACCAAGAGGUGAGGAUUCACGUGGUUUUACCUGGUGUGAGAGUCAAGAUUUAAUUUUAGUUCAAUGGAACAAUCGUGAACAAUGUACAAUGCAUAUUCUUGUUGUUCAUGCAAUGAUUAUUCUUUUGACCUACGAUUCGACUGAUGAGGAUUUAUUAUUUGCUGAACUAUUGGAAACUUGGUUUCCACUUAAUGAAGAACCACCGCGAGCAUUUCUUGUUGAUACAAGUGAAGAGGCAUUAUUAAUUCCCGAUUGGUUAAAAUUAAGAAUGAUUAGAAGCAAUAUUCCAAGAUUGGUGAAUGCUGCACUUGAGGAAUUGGAACCACAACAACUUGUAUUAUUUAUUCAAAGUUUUGGAAUUCCCGUCACUGCAAUGACAAGAUUAUUGCAUAUUUUAGAUCAAACUGUGCAAGUUAAUCCUGAUUCUGUUGGUGAAGUUGUUCUUGAUAAAAUUUACAUGGCACAGUUAGUGAAUAUUCUUCAUAAACGUGGGGCUUCUGGUGGUCUUGUUUUUAUGCAAGUUUUAGAAUUACAAGUGCCAGAACUUCCGGAAGAACAUUCACUUUCGGUGGGAAAACUUGUGGAGCCAUUGCCUCCAAGUGCAAUGAUUCAAAAGCAAUCUGUCAUUCAAUGCUCUGUUAAGACUGAUGUUCCUCAUCUAAUUAAUAGAAUUUUUAUUGAACCCGUACCAUCGAAUCAAAAAAUGGAUGCAUUUAGAAGAUUGCACAAAACACUUGUUAAAGAUUUACAAAAAUCAGCUAAAGAAAGUGGAUCAGUUAUUUUAGCGAUACAACAUAUUCUCAGUGUUUUGAGUUCAAUGCAAGUGAAACAAUUUUUAUCAUCUUUGGUUAAUUUACCAAAAUUUUCUUGCACUUUAAUGAGAGUUUUAUUAUUGCCAUUAAAAAAACCAUCGACAAUGAAACAAAUUGUUGAUCUUGCAAGGACAAUGUGUUUAAAUUUAAUUUCAUUAAUUGGAGAUGUAAAAGCGCCAAUUCUUUUGAUAUUACGUGAUUUUGCUAAUCUUCAAUUGUCAAAAGUACCAAAUAAAAAAGAAUUAAUCACAUUGACACAAACAAGAGAUCCUGCUUCUAUUUUGGAAAAUACCGAUGAUCUUAAUUUAGAGGAAGUUGGACGUAAAUUAUUGGAUGUUUGUUUAAGGCAACAGAAAAAUGAUGCAUUAGUUGAGGCAAUGGUAAAACUUUUGAUAUCAGAUAGUAAUGAAAAAAAUGUUAAACCACGAACGGGAUUAUUGCUUGAUUGGUUGGCGUCAGUUGAACCUGAAUUAAUAGGAACUUGUCGUAAUUUACAAAUGACACUUCUUUUUGGAAAAAUUAAUAUUAAUAUUAAAAUAAAUGAAAAUAUUGUUAAUGUUCAUUCAUGUAGGCCAUAUUUAUUGACACUUCUCACGCAUAGAGCAAGUUGGACAACAUUGUAUAAAUGCGUGAGUCAUCUUUUGGAAAAAUGUGACAAAGCAUAUGAUCCAACUGCUGUAUUAGAUUUUCUCUGGGCAUUGACUUGUAAUCCAAAAUUAUGGCGUGGUCGUGAUAAAUUCACUCCUAAGCAUUAUAUACCUGAAAAUGUUUUAUUAUUGACGGAACAACAACUUUUGAAUCUUGUGGCAUAUCUCGUUGAAGAGGGUGUUAAUAUUUGUAAUCAAGGAAAUAGAAAUUCAGCACUUAAUCAAAUGGAAUCGAGACUCACUUUACUUUUACAUUGUGUUUCAACUGAGGACCAACUCACUUGCAGUGUUGUCAAUUAUUUGGCAGAACAAAUGAUGGCAACUGACAAAAUAGAACAUUCCGAUAUGGCGCAUCAAUUUUUACUUCAUUUAUAUAUGAAAAUUCCAAAAGUCAUUUGUUUCCUUGAUACAUAUCAAACAAAGAAAUUUGUCGAUGGAGCAAGAAUAACAGAGUGGACUGGUUCAGUUUUGGAUUGUAUGAGUCAUUCUCUUUUAACAGCAUUGGCAGCGACGCCACGACAAAAAUCAUGGAAUUCAAAAUCACAAGAAUUUGAACUUUGUUCAAGAAAAAUGGCAACUGUUCAUCCUAUUCUUGUAUUACGACAACUUCCAAUGUUGGCAUCUUCACUCACUGGCAGAACAUAUUUGUCCUUUUCACAAUUUAGAUCUGGUCAUCAUUUAAAUCUCUUUAAUCAAGUUAUGGGUUUAUUGGAAUUAUUGCAACCACAUUUAUUUAAUGAAGAUCAUAGACCUGCUUUGGAAAAUACAUUGGAAAAUUAUUUUCAAUGUUUCCAGAAUUACAUGCCAGUUAAAGAUUUAGAUCAGUUGUUUAAUCGAUUUGUAACUUUGCUGCAAGCUUACAUUUCUCAAGGUGGUCAAAGAGCGUUGAAAUAUCUUCAAAAACAUGCACAUGUUCUCUACGAAUUACAAAGUCGUCCUGGAUUAAAUAGUUUACGGACUUUAAUGUCAGGAAUUCCAGUUCCAAGAGAAGGCGAAGAUGACGACGAUGCUUUGGUUAUAGUUGCACCUGUUCUUCCUCCUCCUGAGCCACUGUUUACACAACAGUUUUCAGCUUCGCUACCGACACUUAAGAAACUUUAUGGGGAUGAUGUACUUGACGUUCUUCAUGAAAUUGAAAGUUCAUCUUCUCGUAAACCAGCGAUUUUAGAGCCAAUAAUUGACAAUAUUGCAGAUCUGUUGGUUUCGCCGCAAGGCAACAUCAGAGCGAUGGCACAUAAUUUAAUAGCAAAAGUUCUGAAACAUCGGCCUAGUCCAAAUUUAAAUAUACUGGCUGCCUUUCAAAGGUGCUUGGACAGUCCUCGAGCAGAUGUGCUCAUGUCGGCUUUAGAUAGGUUACCAGAUAUUGUCUUGUGUAUGCAAGAACACGCACUACCUCUAAUGCAAAAAGUUUUUGAACUUGGUGUAAAUUCCAAUGUAAAUACUGUUCCUUAUAUUAAUAAGAGCAUAGCUCUUUUGAAUACGCAACAAGGCUGUUAAUUGUAAAGGUAAAAAUUAUGUUUUCAUAAAAGAUUAUUUAAAAUAAAAUUCAGUGACUGAUAUAUACGUUAACAAUUAAA